AUGGGCCAAGUAGCACUAGUUCCCGUCAAUAUCGCUACAGUAUGCAUCGAAAGCUUCUUCUAUGGCAUAUUUUUUGUCCUCUCCACGGUCUCUUUGUACUUGCUCGUCAAGCGUUAUUGGGAGCUCGGCGGGCGGCUUAGUAGUAGUCAGCCAUGGACACCGACCAUGACCUUCAUCGUUGCCAAUGUUGCAAUAUUCCUAUCUACUACAAUUCAUUGGAUUCUCGUUGUGAUACGCAUAUUCAUGGCAUUCGUUACCUAUCCACAGGGUCCUCUGCUCUUCUAUGCAGAUAUCGCCCAGCUAUCGGAAGUGGUCCUGAGCGGCGCGCUCAUAUUCACAUUACUAGCGACCGAUGCGAUGAUGAUAUACCGCAUGUGGAUCAUAUGGGGCUACAGCAAGCAUGUCGUCAUAAUCCCUCUGUGCACCUUCAUGGGCUUGUUGGUGUGCGGGAUCGCCGUUUUAUAUCAAGAGACUCGAUUCCAUAUGGGCCAGAAUAUAUUUAUCACAGACCUGGAUCGUUGGCUGACUAGCGAUGCGGUGUUUACUCUCUGCACGAACCUGUACUGCACCACCAUGAUUGCCUGGCGCAUCUGGCGCAUCAGGCGCAUCAGUACUCAAAUCGAAGGACACAGGAAUAAUAAUCUCAUGUCUGUGCUCGCCAUCAUCGUUGAAAGUUCUGCGAUAUACACGGUCUGGGCGAUCUUCUUCCUGGUCACCUACGAGGCCGGCUCGAACCUGCAAUUUCUGCCCAACGAGACGAUCUGCAUCGUCUCCGGAAUUUCAUUCAUGCUCAUCAACGUUCGCGUGGGGAUGGGCUGGGAGCAGAAGGCGCCACAGGCCAUCUCUACGUUCGCAGCUGCACCAUUCACAUCCAAGAUUCUCAAUCCAUCAGUUACUGUGCAGCCUACGACGGUAUAUAUCUCCCAGGCAAUUGAGUGCGACGACGACGGUAGCAGGACGACCACGCAGCGUUCUUCCAAGCCCCUCGAAGUCUGA
Molecule: messenger RNA, 996 nt
Organism: Fibroporia radiculosa
Lineage: Eukaryota; Fungi; Basidiomycota; Agaricomycetes; Polyporales; Fibroporiaceae
Exons: 8
Coding region: 1-996 (331 amino acids)
Source: RefSeq, a predicted model, not a curated record